Messenger RNA from Colletotrichum higginsianum IMI 349063, 1059 nucleotides. RefSeq lists its product as uncharacterized. The record is from RefSeq and is a predicted model, not a curated record. The transcript has a single exon. NCBI's taxonomy places the organism in Eukaryota, Fungi, Ascomycota, Sordariomycetes, Glomerellales, Glomerellaceae. The coding region runs from base 1 to 1059 and encodes 352 amino acids.
AUGGAGUCAGACGACACAUGCGAACGUGCCAAGGGCGUCGUUGUUGAAGGAUUCGACAGGAACCAGAAGACGAGGCUACAAAGCAAGAAGCGCGGCGGAGUGGGUGUGAAGUCCGAUGAAGAGAAAUGGAAGGAUAUCUUUCGGAUUCUCUUCCCGGACUCCACCGAAGUUCCCGGCCCAUGUGUGUACUGCAAAGAAACGAGGGACCUGCUGCAGUCAUUGACUUUUGAGCCAGAUUACAGCCUGUGCUUCGACGAAACGGCCAAAAACGGGUCCGUGACGCAGCCAGAGAAGAGCGAAACGAAGCGGAAACUCCCCGAAGACAUCCAGCCACAGCUCGAAAAGGAGACGCAUAUCAAGAUACGCAAGAUUGCCGGCGGCGACCUGAGCGAGACGAAGCAACGUGAGCUCGUGGCGGCUAUCGUCCAGGAAGUCUUGUUACCCAGAAUCCUCCGGCAGCCAGGGGACGAGGGAGAGCCACCGGGCUGUCCAGCAGUCGUUGUGGCUCCCGAGGACUUGAACGGCUCUGCUAGCACUUCCUCUGACGGCGAGAAGAGUCUCGGGUCGACUUCGACGGCCUCGCCAAGCUCUAUCAGCUCGCUUGCGGCACUGCAACCGUCAUACCAGGCGAAGUCGGAUAUUUCCGUGGCUCCGGGUGAGGAUGCCCCUGACAACGGUGGAAUGGCGGAUGUCCUGAAGUUGGUAUUGGGAACGGAGGACAACCUACAACCUUCGAACAAUUUGGUGGAUCCGAUCGACCCGGAGCUUCUGUGCCCGUACGAUCCGACCCUCGGCGGCUGGUCUACUGGGGGCGAGAACGGCCCUAUGGGAACAAGCGAGGAGUGGAUGGGCGGCUGGGCCGUUACUCAUCAACCGGUAGUCCCCUUCACGUGGGACGGCAGCUUUUGCCCCGAGGAGCAGCGCGACGAUGCAGCUCUCCUGGAAGGCACUUCGGACAAUGGACAUGUCUCAGGCGCGCCUGUGCCCGAUCUUUUGACGACGAACUUUGCAGAGGAAGGUUUCAGCUGGGCGGAUAUGGGAAUGUCGUCGUGGCCAUAG